CUCCUCGGUCCUGCAGGGUCACUGUGAGUCCGAGUCAACUAGAUGGCAGUGGGUUUGUUUUCUGUUGUUGUGGUACACAUUUAUAUCAUGAUUUUCUUGUACAUUUUUUUUUCCUGGAGUUUCUAAUUGAUUUUUUUUUUUCUUAUGAUGGGCUGGGGGAAAUAGUUUGCUUACUUGGGAUUCAUUGUUAGUGUUCCCUCUCAUCAAAAUUCAUUGAAAGUAUUUAUAUGUUAUUCCUGGUCAGUAAUGAGAUUUUACAUAUUUCAUCUUUGAAAAUGUCUCUUCACCUAGAUACUGUGGCAGGCCGAAUAGUGGCUCCCCAAAGAUGUCCAUAUCCUAAUCCCCGGAACCUGUGAAUAUGUUACCUUUUAUGGCAGAAAGGACUUUGUAGAUGCCAUUUAGCUAAGAAUUCUAUGAUGGGGGCAUUAUUCGGGAUUAUCCAGUGGACAGAAGACUGCAGAAGAUCGAUGUAUCCCCCUUCUGGACCAACCUAUAGGGGUCCAGUUCCUUGGUACACCGUAAACCUUGAUUUACCGCCCUACAAAAGAUGGCAUGAGCUGAUGGCUGACAAGGCACCAGCGCUAAGGAUUAUAGUGAAUUCCCUGAAAAAUCUAGUAAAUGCAUUUGUGCCCAGUGGAAAAGUUAUGCAAAUAGUGGAUCAAAAGUUGCCUGGUCUCCUUGGCCCUCUUCCUAGCCCGUUUGAAGAGGAAAUGAAAGGAAUUGCAGCUGUUACUGAAAUACCUUUAGGCGAGAUUAUUUUAUUCAAUAUUUUCUAUGAAUUUUUUACCAUUUGUACUUCAAUAGUAACAGAAGACAAAGAAGGUCAUCUACUACAUGGCAGAAACAUGGAUUUUGGAGUAUUUCUUGGGUGGAAUAUAAAUAAUAAUUCCUGGGUCAUAACUGAAGAACUCAAGCCUUUAACAGUGAAUUUGGACUUCCAGAGAAACAAUAAAACUGUCUUCAAGGCUACAGGUUUUGCUGGCUACGUGGGCAUGUUAACAGGAUUCAGACCAGGACUGUUCAGUCUUACCAUCAAUGAACGUUUCGCUAUGAAUGGCGGUUAUAUGGGUGUCCUGGAGUGGAUUCUGGGGAAGAAAGAUGCCACGUGGAUAGGGUUUCUCACUAGAUCGGUUUUGGAAAAUAGCACAAGUUAUGAAGAAACCAAGAAUAUACUGACCAAAACCAAGAUACUGGCCCCAGCAUACUUUAUCCUGGGAGGCAACCAAUCUGGGGAGGGUUGUGUGAUUACAAGAGACAGAAAAGUAUCUUUGGAUGUAUAUGAACUCAACCCUAAACAGGGUAGGUGGUAUGUGAUACAGACAAAUUAUGACCGUUGGAGAAAUCCCUUCUUCCUUGACGAUCGUAGAACAACUACAAAGAUAUGUCUGAACCAGACAACCCAAGAGAAAAUUUCACUUCCAACCAUAUAUGAUGUCCUGUCAACAAAACCUGUUCUCAACAAGCUGACUAUAUUCACGGCCUUGAUGGAUGUCACCAGAGGUCAAUUUGAAACUUACCUGCGGGAUUGCCCGGACCCUUGUAUAGGUUGGUGAGCGUCUGGCCUCCCGGGUGCGCUGUGACAUGAAGAUCUGAUCUGACACUGGCCGACAGCGCAGCCAGCGGAUCUUCUCCUUCCAGAGACUCCUAAGACUCAGAGCAGCUUCUCUCUGAGGCAUGAGCGUGUCCUCAAUGUGUUUACAGGUCAUAGGCUGUUUGGGCCAUGAUUGUUGAUUGUCCUUACUUAGAGAUGGCAUCUUUAAGUGAAGUACAGCAAUCAUCUAGAAUUAAUUUCGGACUUUCAUUUCACUCUGACAUUAUUGGAAGGUUGGGGAUGGUGCUUAGACUGUUGUGGGGCCCUUUUCUACUGAAUAAAAUGAUAGCCCCUGUGAUCAUUUAAUAUAGUACAUCUGUGUGAGAAAAAGCAAAUAGCCCACACUGAUGGUUUUUUAAUUCUGUCUACAUAUUCGUAUGCUUGUCUGUACAUCAGUCUUGUCCUCCUGAUUCUGAUUAUUAAAAAUUAAUCUACU
Messenger RNA from Trichechus manatus latirostris (Florida manatee), 2027 nucleotides. It is a transcript of the gene ASAH1, whose product is annotated as N-acylsphingosine amidohydrolase 1. Gene Ontology annotation, cellular component: lysosome. Gene Ontology annotation, biological process: fatty acid metabolic process. Lineage: Eukaryota; Metazoa; Chordata; Mammalia; Sirenia; Trichechidae. Bases 414 to 1553 code for a protein of 379 amino acids. The record is from RefSeq and is a predicted model, not a curated record. Gene Ontology annotation, molecular function: fatty acid amide hydrolase activity; N-acylsphingosine amidohydrolase activity. The transcript is spliced from 14 exons.